CCACCCACUUUGCAAUAAACGUUAAUGUCGACGUCGUCGUUGAAAUACUACAACUACGCGCCUUCUCUCUCUCGAUCUCUCGUACACACGCAAUGAAAAGAUCGAACUCACUGUUUGGUCGCCGGAACAGAAGCCCCGGCGGUGUUCUUACACCGGAUCGUUUUCCCCACUCCCCAAACUCCACUUACUCCUCAUCGUCGUCCCAGAAACCAACUUCCGGUCGAAACCCCGUUAAACUGGCCGCCAAAUCUGUUGCCGGAGUUUUUGUCGCUUGUUUUACUCCACCGGAGACCACAAGUUCCACGAACUUUCAUGAUCCUGAUACAUUCAAACCUCCUUCUGUAACACAGAAGAGUCGGAGCGAUGCACAUGAUUAUAAAAACCUGAUGGACAAAGGUAUGAAUUCAGUGUUCAAAUUGAUGUAAAUGACCAAGGCAGUUUAGGAUACUUAUAGAGGCAAAAAAAUCUCCUCUUUAUGAUUGUAUCAUCUCCUAUUUAGACUAUCUUGAAUCAUUUAAGUGCUGCUUAACUGCAUCCUAGGCGACUCGAUUCAAAACAUGAUGCCAUGCUUCUUGUCAAAUUGGCCCUAUUUAUACUUUGAGUCUUAAGGAGAUAGCGAGUAGUAAGACUUCCUAGGCCUAAUUUGGGAAUUUGUUGUUUUUCUAUGCAAUGGGCCAGAUGAGUGGGAAUGAGUUUUUAUUUCUUUCUUUCUUAGUUGUGUCAAAUGCUUCUGGUGCUGGUAGAGAGAGGAGACGUAGUUCAAGUUCAAACUAUGGUAUAUAUUCCAGUUCUAACAAUUCAACACAAAUGAGAGUGCCUGGGAGUGUAAAAUUCACCCUUGCAGAAAUAUACCAGGCCACAAGGAACUUUUCCCCCAGUUUCAAAAUUGGACAAGGUGGUUUUGGGACAGUCUACAAAGGUCGACUUGAAGAUGGAACCAUUGUUGCAGUUAAACGUGCUAAAAAGAGUGCAUAUGAUAAACAUUUGGGAGUGGAAUUUCAGAGUGAGGUCCAAACUUUGGCACAAGUGGAGCAUUUGAAUUUGGUUAAGUUCUAUGGGUAUUUGGAGCAUGAAGAUGAAAGAAUUGUUGUUGUGGAGUAUGUUCCCAAUGGCACGCUAAGAGAACACCUAGAUUGUACACAUGGCAAUGUUGUUGAUCUUGCAGCACGACUAGAUAUUGCAAUAGACGUGGCGCAUGCAAUUACAUAUCUGCAUACCUAUACAGAUCACCCUAUCAUCCACAGAGACAUCAAAUCUUCCAAUAUCCUCCUCACAAAUAACCUUCGAGCUAAGGUAGCUGACUUUGGUUUUGCCCGGUUGGCAGCUGACAGUGAUUCAGGUGCCACCCAUGUAUCUACCCAAGUUAAAGGAACUGCUGGCUACUUGGAUCCUGAAUACAUGAGAACCUACCAACUUACUGAGAAGAGUGAUGUUUAUUCCUUUGGUGUGUUACUCGUGGAACUAGUCACAGGCAGGCGCCCUAUUGAACCAAAAAGUGAACUUAAGGAGCGCAUAACUGCCCGAUGGGCUAUGAAGAAGUUUGCUCAUGGAGAUGCAAUUUUAAUCUUGGAUCCAAAGCUGGAAAGGACUGCUGCAAAUAGUUUGGCUCUAGAAAAAAUCCUUGAACUAGCCUCGCAAUGUUUAGCUCCUCAUCGACAGAAUAGGCCGACCAUGAAGAAGUGCGCAGAAAUUCUCUGGAGCAUCCGCAAGGAUUAUAGGGAACUGUCAGCUGCAGACAUUCAUUCCCUCUCCCUUCACUCCUAGAGGAACAUUUUAACAAGAGAAGAAUAGGCAAGUGAAUAUGAUUCAACUCAAGAAUACCCAUACUGGUUUUAUUACUCAUCCAUUUGAACAUAAGUGUUGAGCAGAGGAAAAACCGAUUGAGGUAAUUCGUAUCAGAGAACCAGGAAAACAUGCCGAAAGACAGAGAUAAAUGCAGCACUUCCUGAAAGAUGGCUUAUUGCAAGAUUUAGGAGGGAUUUUGUUCAUAAUUUUUGGCUUUUUUUUUUGUAUAGGAGAUUCAUUUGAGGAGAUUCAAGGAUGUUCUUGCCUCCUGAUUUUGUUGUGUUUAUGUUUACAGGGAUAUAUCCUGACUCUCGAGUCAGUGUCGCAAUAUUUCCAAAUUUCUAUUGACGUUGUUGGGUUUGUUAUUUUGCUAAAGGCAUCAUAUACAUUAUAUUGCUUCAUAAACC
Messenger RNA from Ilex paraguariensis (yerba mate), 2192 nucleotides. The record is from the annotation of a GenBank genome assembly. NCBI's taxonomy places the organism in Eukaryota, Viridiplantae, Streptophyta, Magnoliopsida, Aquifoliales, Aquifoliaceae.